Molecule: messenger RNA, 864 nt
Organism: Uncinocarpus reesii 1704
Lineage: Eukaryota; Fungi; Ascomycota; Eurotiomycetes; Onygenales; Onygenaceae
Exons: 3
Coding region: 1-864 (287 amino acids)
Source: RefSeq, a predicted model, not a curated record
AUGGACGAACAAAUGACUCCAAGUGCUUUUUCCGGAACGUUGCACCACUAUUCAGAAAAGCUGUGUGCAUUUGAAUAUGGAAGUGCAAGUGAAAGACCUAAGCCUCAUUCGCUUCUUUUUAUUGGCGGGCUUUCGGAUGGGCUGGGUACUGUUCCCUACAUCAAAGACUUAGCCAAAACCCUUGAGCCGACGAGUUGGUCUGUCUUUGCUGUGCUCCUUUCGUCCUCCUAUAACGGAUGGGGCAUGGUUAGUCUGGAUAAAGAUGUCGAAGAGAUUGGAAACUGUGUGAAAUACGUGAAAACGUACAAAAGCGCUAAAAACGGAGAUACUCCUACUAUGGUUGCCUUGAUGGGACACUCGACCGGAAGCCAGGAUGUACUCCAUUAUCUCUAUUCUGUCUCUGCCCCUGACAGGCCGCAAGUCGAGGGGGCUAUUCUUCAGGCCCCGGUGUCAGACAGAGAGAACCUCCUACAGUUUCUCAGAGCCGGUGAUGCUGCCACACCUUCAGAGGAAUUAACAAAAGUCUACGACGGCCUCGUUUAUCUGGCAAAGGUGAAUGUAACGAACUGUAGCAAGAAUGCCAUUUUGCCGCUAGCUUCGACUGCUAGGAUCGGCCUCGAUCCCGAAGUGCCCAUGUCCAGCCAUCGCUUUCUGAGUUUGGCAAGUCCAGACAGUCCUGAGUCUCCAUUGGAAGACGACCUCUUCAGCUCUGACCUUGGUGACGAGCGGCUGGAGCAAACUUUUGGCGCGAUAUGCUCCAAAGGUAUACUCAAGGGUUCCCUUCUUGUCUUACCGGGCGGGUCGGAUGAGUAUAUCAAGAAGGGCCACGGAAAGAGCUGGUAUCGAGGGUCGAAAGGUAUCUGA